CAUUAUGGGGCUCGUAAAGAGCCCGCUGUUGCUGGACCACCUCAAUCACAAACGGUUCCACUGAAUCAACAGCACCAUAGCAACAACACUUCCAGUACCAAUAGUAGUAACAAUAAUAGCAACAAUAGCAACACCACCAACAGCAGUAGCAACGUUGGCAGUAAUAAUGGCAGUGGUGCCUCCACGAACGCUAACACGUCCGGCCUCGGUAUGGAUGCGAUGGGUUCGUUUCAGACACCGUUUGGCAACAACCUUGGAAAUCUUUUACAACAGCAACAAACCCAGCAACAGCAGCAACAACAGCACCUUCUCCAGCAGCAGCAGCAACAACAUCAUAAUCAGCAGCAACACCACCUGCAACAGCAGCAAAGCCACCACCAGCAAACCUCCAUGAUGAGCAACGCAGCAUUAAUGCAACAUCAGCAGCAGCAGCAGCAACAACAGCAACAGCAUCUUCACCAUCAUCAGCAGCAACAGCAGCAACAACAACAACAGCAUCAUCAGCUCCAGCAACAACAGCUACAGCAGCAGCAACAUCAACACCAGCAACAAACGCUCGGUUCCGGUGGUGGACAUCAUCACAGCCUAACGGCAGCUCAAAGUGCCGCCAUGAUGUCGCAGCGCAACCCGUUCGGAUUUGAUUUUAACCACUUCCAAAGCAACUAUUAAAAAAUGGAACUCAGCACGCGCCAUAUUCGUUCAUAAUGGGGAAAGCGCAAGAGCGUAACGCUUUCCGAAAGCGGCUCACGAUAUAUCCCCGUACGUGUUCUUCACAUCAGUGUCCAGAUGUGUCACCUCCAGAACUCCCUGCCUUGUCCAACAAAAAAAAACAAACUCGCACGAUGGAAUUGGAAGCGUUUGUGGAGAGCAGCAGGCGCUGAGAACGCCAAGAGGACACCAUGUAAACAAAACGAAACUUAAUUGAUGAUGGUGCAUUAAUUGCUACGCGAUCGUGGUUUUCUUUUUUCGAAAAAAUCGUUUUGUUGUUCUGGCUAGUAAGGGCCAGGAGGAGCGAGUUGAAUGUGGGUGUCGGAAGAGCGAACGCUAGAAACGGCAAUGAUCAUACGAAGCUGAUGCUGUGUUUGCUGAUGUGCACUUUGUUCGUACUCACUGAAUGAUGUGAAACAAUACCAAAACGAAACGGCAACAAACAAAGUAUACCAACAUACAAACAAUCAGUAGUCAAAAGUGGAAAGGAAAAAAUCAAAAUUAGGAAAAAAUGUAAAAAAAAACACAAACACAUAUGUUAAAAGUUUUACACACUUUGACACACUUUAAAGCAAGACGGACAAGACUCAUGUAUGGAAAAGUCCAAACCCCCUAUUUUAUUUGUGCAUAUGUACAUACGGUGUCGUGGUAUAUAAAUGGUCAGUUCUAUUUAGCACGAACUCGCUCAUUACGCAGAAAGUAUGCUAUCGAAUCGGUCGAUAAGAGUGGAAACAGUGGAAAUGAAGUUUGGAAAGAAAAACGUAAACCUAAAUUAAACACCGAAUGCGACCGAAGUUAGUAGUAUACCUCGCGCAUUCUAUAGCACCAUUACCAUAUUGUAAUUAUUGAAGAACACGUAAAGUAAAUUCGAAAGUAAUUGAAAGUGGAGCUUUUGCAACAGUGCUGCUCCUCACAAAUAAAACCAAUAAAAAGAAACUAUGUUAGAUGAAAAAUUUUAGGUCAAAUUUACAUGUGAAACACCCACAUUCGGAACGCAGUGCGAAAUAAUAGUAGUUACAAGGAGGGUUAAUUAUAAAUGCAAAACAAACAAGAAAACAAAUGGAAAUAGAAACGAAAACCACAUACACACUAUACUGUACUACGAUUUUGUCAAAGACAGAGGAAGUAAGAGUAAUAGUUUACAAUGAGCGAACGGAAAUAGAGAAGGAGCAAACAUUCUUAGAUGUUUUAGUAAGAGCACGAAACAAAACAAUGAUGCUGCAAUCAGCAGCUGCCAAAAAAGAAGAAAAGCAGAAAAAACAAAACAGAAACGGUACCAGGGUGUACUUAUCAAAAAAAGAAUGUGCGCAACACAAAACAACAGAAAACAGAUAGACCAAAUAGUAAUGUAAAUAAUCGUCGCGUAAAAAUCAUCAGGCCUUUUCUCCGUAUCAUUCACGUAACACUGGUAAAGUGCGAUCGUGGUGGAAAUGUGGUUAUCUUACCCUAUGUUAUGUUAUAGUAUGCUUUCUCCGUUCGAUUGUCGUCCCUUUCUGUUAGUUCUUGGUAGCGUGUUAGUUUCAUUUCACACACCCGGGUACAAUAAUAUACUACAACUAGCGAUAAAGAAAAUCGCUGAUUUCCCUAGUACACGCGAUUGGGAGGAAUUAUACGCUUCAUUUAUCGACGCAAUUUCGCGUGCGAUUAGAUUUCCAAUAAUUUUCCUACCCUUGUAAGCUUGUUAUACCUUUUUCUUAGACUGAAACGUGUUGGGCCAUUGAGCGUGGAGAGAAUGACCGGGAGAAGAUAGGGUAAAACAAGACCACGUACAGUGAAAGAGAAGGGAAAUGGUAGGUGGUAUGAUAAUUAUUCGUAAUGCAUUCUGAAAGGACGAACCGCGCGCAAGAUGCAGAUCGGGCGUCGGGGUCAGGGGCGAAAGAUUAAAUCUAAAACUGUUUCUAGUGAAAUUAGCCGUAGUUAAAGUGAAAUUUUAAAAGCCUAUACCAUCUCAACCACCAAUAGGAAAAAAGAUACAGACACAGACAACACUUAAGGCGGCGUAACGCAAAAAAACAAGAAUCGAUCAAGCAGAUGUGGUCCUUAGGAAUUUUGAUGAAGAAAACAAUACAGAAGGACAAUACACACCAUUCCUUCUAGAGUAAACUGUGGCAUAUUGGCCCCACCCAAUCGUUAUCUCCUUCAAAUGAAACUUCUAGCAAACGUGGUGUGUUAUCGUGUGCUGCUGCAGUAGUAGGACACCUGUAUGUAUGUAUGUAUGUGUAGCGUAUGUAUGGAUGUAUGUAUGUGUGUGUAGUAAGGACUACCAAAAAAAAAAGCAUGGAAAAAAGGAAAAGCGAUCAAGGAAAGUAAAAGUCAGCUAUGUUAACAUGGCACAAGUUUGGUGGGAAAAAGAAAAGAUUUUGGUUUAAGUGCGCGAGAAGAGGACAACACACAAAUGUGUACGUUACGAGUCGACUAAGUAUAACAAUUUGUUUUUAAUUUUAACGAACUGUGAUGUAAAAAACAUAUUUAUUUAUAUUUAAACAAUCUACGGACACUACUACACUACUAUGCCGCGCUAAUAGUUGUGCUCGCCCCGUUUGCAACAGCGAUGCAUCGGCGCGCAGAGAUGCAACAGGGAACUCGCAGCUAUUACUAAGAGUCUCCGGCGGAAGCGUCCGGGGUCAAGUAAAGAGGGCGCAAAUAUAUGUACAUUGUCGGCCCUUUCGCAUGUAACCAAAGCGUGCUAAUGGAAUUGCCCCCCUUUUUUCAACAGAGGUCCCCUAAAUGUGAAGCAUGGCAGACGAAGAAACAAAUUUACUGGGAAAUAAAACCAUAAACCUGACAUAAGAACUAACUGAUCGUACCAGCAAGCAGGCAAAAGGAACAGCAUAUGUGGUGUGUCCUACGUUUCUUGUACGAUUGUAAGCUAAUAUACUGAAAGCCAAUUGCGUUAAACGGAAAGAAGGAAACAAGCUAACACUUCCUGCAGGCAAACAAGAGCCACAUACACACACAAAAACGCGUAACCCUUCCUGAUCAUACGAAUAAAUAACCCAUGUGUAUAGUUGUAACUGUGUAAUACUUCCCCCACCCGCCAGUAAAAGGUUCGUAUCGACGGGGCAGAAAGGAUGAAACGAAAUAAAUCAAGCACCGUAUAAUAAAAGUUAAGAAGGAAUGAAAAGCUAAAACACACUUUCGCUCUGAAAAAUGUAAAGAAAAAACUACAAAAUAGCACACAAAACAAACCGGAGUCCGCCCGUCCUUCAUCAGCGUUCAAUUUGUGCGUAUAAGUGGAAUGGAAUGGUUUGAAAGAGUCGAGCCUCGUCCCUUGAACGAAUUACUGUUUCUCUUGCGUGCGAGAAAAGAGUCUUCUAGUGUUCCUAGCUAAAGUCAGGAAUUGAAGGAAUACAUAUUUGCCCCCAAAAUGAGACAAUAGAGAAAAAUUGCUUCCUGUAUAAACGUAAAUUGAUUUCUUGUCGCUACCAGAAGCAUUGGAACGAUUUCAAGAAGUGAGGCAAGAUGUCUUUGCAAAUGAUUUGUUUUUUUUUUGGCAUUGAUUUUAUGUUUUCCUUCCCGGAAAAUGCAAGUAGAAUAUAUCCAAUCAGUCACAAAUCGUCUAAAAAGAGAAGCUACGAAACCAUCUUAAAUAUUAGAUCAAAUCAAAAGCAAAUUGCAUACCUGGCGUAACAGUAGAAGGUAAGAGUCUUUUGAUGCAACUAAAUUAAAAAACUAGAACAAAACAAACAAGAUAAAAUAUCUCAUCCUCUAGGAAACGACCUAAUGUAAACAGAAAUAAUAAAAGAAACAUAACAAACAUGUCAAAGAAAAACAUUACAUCACCAACAGAGCGGAAGAAACAUUGUGAAACGAAUAAGAAAAAAAAACAAAACCACAUACACCCAUACAACAGAAAACAGGUAUCAUAUUGUGCAACAAGAGAGGGGACAUUUAUUACCGUUUGGCCACUAUAUUUGCCACACUGGUGGAUGCGAUGAAGAAUGCGGGAUGGCACUAGAAAUAAAACAAACAUAAGGGCACUAAUGCCUACGAAGAACGUAGCUAGUGAAGGGGAGGUAAAACAGCAUUAAACAAAAAAGAGAAUAAAAUAUAGUUCUUUCGAAUAAAAAAAUGGAACAAAAAUAUA
Anopheles funestus (African malaria mosquito) is the source of this 4795-nucleotide messenger RNA. Its product is annotated as G-box-binding factor-like. The coding region runs from base 211 to 669 and encodes 152 amino acids. Lineage: Eukaryota; Metazoa; Arthropoda; Insecta; Diptera; Culicidae. The transcript has 2 exons. The record is from RefSeq and is a predicted model, not a curated record.